Staurois parvus is the source of this 387-nucleotide messenger RNA. Lineage: Eukaryota; Metazoa; Chordata; Amphibia; Anura; Ranidae. The record is from the annotation of a GenBank genome assembly.
UGUCCCUCGGACACAGCGGAUCACCGAUCAACGGAAAGAGCCGAAGAUGUUGGCUCGGUUAUGUGAUCAGCUGUGUCCAAUCACAGCUGAUCACAUGACGUGUACACAGAUCAUCAGGGCACUGACGAUCAGUGUGCCCUGAUGAUCUGUGUAGCCCCAGCAGUGCCACCUGUCAGUGUCCAUCAGUACCACAUCAAUGCCACAUAUCAGUGCCCAUCUGAGCUGCCUUUCAGUGUCACCCAUCAGUGCCAGUCAGUGCCACCUAUCAACCUGCCAAUCAGUGCCACCUAUCAGUGCUGCUGCUAAUCAGUGCCACCUAUCAGUGCUGCUAAUCAGUGCCACCUAUCAAUGCUAGUCAGUGCUGCCUAUCAGUGCCAGUCAGUGCAG